This is a messenger RNA of Rana temporaria (common frog), 2988 nucleotides long. RefSeq names its product MKKS centrosomal shuttling protein (gene MKKS). Gene Ontology annotation, biological process: cilium assembly; intracellular transport; developmental process. The record is from RefSeq and is a predicted model, not a curated record. Bases 833 to 2554 code for a protein of 573 amino acids. The transcript has 6 exons. Gene Ontology annotation, molecular function: ATP binding. NCBI's taxonomy places the organism in Eukaryota, Metazoa, Chordata, Amphibia, Anura, Ranidae. Gene Ontology annotation, cellular component: nucleus; kinociliary basal body; cytoplasm.
AUAUGUUUUAUUCUAAGGUCACCGCACACCAGUGACCAAUCACAGCUCUUGUUUUAGAAGGAGCGGCUGUGAGGCGCUCCGCUAUUGGUGGAGUCCGGGCAUGGUGCGUCCAGUGUGUGGAGGAGAAGGUGACCGGAGCCGGGCACAGAGCGCCUUCUACUUCCGCCUUCCCCACCACACACCGCAUACACACAGGGCUGCCGGGCCUCCGAUUGGUGAAAAGUAAUGGGAAUAAAGUCAAUAUGGAAGAACUACAAAGUUUUGAUUGUAAUGGGAACAGGUCUUGGACUAACGCACUGGGGCUGGUAUCGUAUCAAUUCAAACCCAAUUUUUAAUCCUGCGGCAGAGGUCCAAGCACCAUCCUUUAUCCCUUUUUUUCAUGACAAAAACAGAGAUGCCAAAGAAAAAUAGCGAUCAACUAAAGGUUUCUCUUUGGAGCCCUCUUUCUUACUGCUGAACAAGGAGCCAUGAAAGCUAAAUCGUUUUUAAGGAGGAAUUGGCUCUGGGUUGCAGGAGCAUCUUUUGUAGGCAUUCACUUUGGGACAUAUUUUAUGCAAAAGGUGGCCAAAAACUCUGCCCGGGACACGAUGGCUAUAAAGGACAAUAAGAGCCGCAACUGAGCCCACUAGAUGUCAUACUUUUCCUGGCUCCACCACAGGAACUCCCAUCCCAAUCACCAUUCACAGUUCUGUUGACACUUUACUGAUCUGCUAUUGUGAUGUCAUACAUUUUGCCCAUGCUCACAUGAGAUAAAUAAAUGAUCAGUUUUAAAUUAUAAAACAAGAGCCUGAGUUGUUUCUUGGAAGCAUAAUCUGAAAUCUUAGGUUUAAUCAUGGCAAAAGUCGAGAUGAAAAAGCCAUCGCAGUGUACAGCUGGACCCGUAACUAGUGCUUCAAUCAAAGGACCACUGAAUGUGCUACAGAUGAUUGUAGCAUCAUGCUACGGACCAACUGGUAGGCUCAAACAUGUCCAUAAUGGUAGUGGAGGUUAUGUUAUUACAACAUCACAGUCCUCCGCCUUACUUGGUGGCUUGUCUAUUAGCCAUCCAGUCUUACAGUUGCUUGUGUCCUCUGUCCGUAAUCAUGUAUCUCACUUCAAUGAUGGUGGGCUUUUUGCGGCAAUUCUUUGCUGCAACCUCAUUGACAGAUGCCUGGCGUUACCUUUGUCCCCUCACAAGGUAAUCACUAUAAACAAAAGACUUUUGGACAUGUGCUUGAGUUAUCUGACAUCGGAGGACUGUGCAUGCAAACUAAAGGUAGAUUUUAGUUGUAACUCCUCGUUUUUUGAUCUAACAAGAUCUGUGCUUUGCAGUAAACCUGCUUGCAUGGUUACCAUAAAAGAAGUAGACUACAUUACCGUUUUAGUUGUCAAAGCCUUUCUCUUCAAAGUCCCUUUAGAAAGCAGAUCUAAUAUGGUAUUAGGGAGGACCGUGAUGGUUCCUGUUGAAGGUCUGAGUGUAAUGGAAUCCACUUUAGUUCCUGGUGUUCUCAUUGAAAUGCCAGGUAGCAGUUGGAACAGAAUACUAGCUUUGCCAGACUUGCCACCUGCAAACAUUAAAUUGGCCUUGUUUUCCGUUUCAAUGUCUGGAGAUUUUAGUGAUACAGGAGAUGGCUCUGUGGAUGUGGUGGAUAGUGUAAACCCAGAACACGUCAUGCUGGAACAGUUGCUGGCCUUAGGCAAACAGUUAGUGGAUGACCAUGUUCAUGUACUUGUCUGUCAAAAAGUCAUUCAUCCAUCUCUGAUGCAAUAUUUAAAAGAACAGAAGAUCCUUGCUGUGGAAAGAUUAGGAGCGGCUCUUAUGGAACCACUAAGUCAAAUGACAGGUGCACAGUCUAUAGCUUCUCUGAGCAGUCUUUCCUCUGCUUGCUAUGGCAGCCUCGGGCAAAUCAGCAAAAUGUCCCAUGGAAACAAGCAGUACUUGCAUCUUAUUCCCUCUGACACGUCUGUGUGCAGCUUUCUGCUCUGCAACCGAAACGAGACAUCCCUGAAAGAGCUUGUGAGAGUUUGUCAAACUGCUGAAAAUACUUUAAAUCACCUGCUUAAGGACCCCUGGCUGCUCCUUGGAGGCGGCUGCACUGAAACACAUUUAGCUGCUUAUGUCCGCUAUAAGAAUGCCAAUAUCCACAGCAGCCAUCUGGAAGGGCAGAACUGCUCCGUGGCGGAAUAUAAACUGGUGUCAGAAUGCUUCUCUUCUUGCUUAGAAUCAGCAGCACGAAGUCUGGAACAUGAUGGAGGAGACAGUCUUACCGAUCUUCAGGAUGGUCACUUCUGGUCCAUUCCUCCUAAUUCUACUCUAGACUUCAACUGUAUAGAGACUGGACAGAAGUGUGGCUGUCAGUUACUUGGAAAGGGUGAUGACAUGGAGUGGAGCAUGCUAGGCGGUGCCCACAAAGCAUUCAGUCCACGAAGCAGCACAGAUGUAUCCCCAUUAUUAAUAAACAAAGAGCCACUGGUCGUUGAUGGUUUCACUGCAAAAUACAAUGGACUCAGAGUGGCUGUGGACACGGCAGGGCUGAUUUUGGACCUGGCGUAUGUUAUCAAAGAUGAAAAUUGAGUGUGAUUGUUAAAUAUAAACCCCUCUUUGCGAUCCACUAUUGCAGAAGCAAUAGAUCAACACCAAGAAAGAGAAGGGGAUGCAGAUCUAGAGACCAGAAUAAUUGAGCCCCACCUAGGUAUAAAUGAGAGAUAAAUAACUAUAUAUGGCUAUAUAAAAUAAAUUUGCAUAUAAUUGCGUGUUCUCGGGUGCCUUUGUAUAUGUGGAAGACAACUUUUUUUUUAUUUUUUUUACUUUAAUUAUAUACUUUUGUAAUUAUUAUUAUUUAAUAAAGUAUUUAUUAUUCUUUUUGGUACAUUUAUAGUUAUUUAUCCAUCAGUUAUACCCCAGGGGCUAAUUUUUUCUGGCCUCUAGAUCAGCACCCCCUUCUCUCUCUUGAUCCAUCUAUAGCAGGGGUGUCCAAAGUUUUUUCAAAGAGGGCCAGAUUUGAUGAA